UAUAUGCGCUGGUUUGCUCAUACUUAUCAUGUUAUGCGGUUAACAAUUAACACAUAUAAGACAAAGUGUGCAGAGAAGGAAGCUUCGACUGUCAUAAUUCUGAUUUCCCUUGUUCACACUUUGCUCAACUGUGUAGCUUUGUGAAGGAAAUUUUCAAUUAAAACGGGAAAGCGGGAUUUAACAAAAAGUUGACAAUUUCAUUCAAUCUCACAAACUCACAAUUUAUAGUGAGCGUUUCAUAGUUAAAAUGUUAUGAAAGCAUGCUUAAUUCCUCAGUCUAGUGUAUAAUUUGAAAUGGAAUUUUCGAAUCGAAUUAGUAGCUAGCACUAGCAGGAAGACACAACAGCGGGAAACCAUUUAGCUCAUUUACAGCUAGCACCGGUGGACUCAACUGCGGUGUGUCUGCUUCGCAGGGACAAACUUACAUAAACAAUUCACUAAAUCUAUUUUUUUUUAAGCAGAAGCUUAUAGUGCAACGUGAAUUCGUGGUAUAUAGUGAAUUUGUGAAUUUAUUUACAGUACAUUGGCCUCGUUGAACACGAUUUGUAGGAAACAGCCAGUUAGCAUUAGCAGCUACCGGCCGACGUUCGUGAAAAGAAACGAAGAUGGCAGCAGGAAUGUGCGUCAGGAAGAGCAAGGAGGAUACUGCUGAGUGGACUGGAUUAUUUGCGACCAACGUCAAGAGCAAGGAGCAGUCCCUUGCCUUCGCCAAGAGGAUGCUGGCUGUGGCCGUGUCCUCCAUCACCUACCUCCGAGGCAUUUUUCCUGAACAUGCCUACCGGCCCAAAUACUUGGAAGAUCUGUGCAUCAAGAUUUUGCGGGAGGACUGCAGGACUACUGGAGCUAACAAAGUUGUCAAAUGGCUAUUUGGCUGUUUCGAUGCACUGGAGAAACAAUAUCUUGAGGUUGUGUUCAUCGGGGUAUACACCAAUCCAAAUGAACCUAAUCACAUUAUUGAGUCCUACAGUUUCAAAUUCAAGUACACCGCGACAGGUCCAGGGAUGGAUAUACUUGGGGACAAUGGUGUUGAGGUGAAGGUCACAAUGGAAGACACCAAGAGAGCAUCUGUGCUUCUGAUCAGGAAGCUUUUCCUGCUCCUGCAGAACCUCAGCGUCCUUCCUCACAAUAUCCACCUGGCCAUGAAGCUCUACUACUAUGACGAAAUUACUCCAGCGGACUACGAGCCACCGGGCUUCAAGGAGGGCACAUGCGACAGCCUGUGGUUUGAAGGCACAGCCGUGCACUUCACAGUGGGUGACGUCCAGACGACCUUCCACAACUUUCAAGUGCGAGUGUCUGCUGAUCAAAGUCGCCUGGAGAAGCUUCAAGACAGAGACCAUCAGGAGACCAAGCAGAUGAUCACUUCAGAGAGAGAAGUCGACAUGGGCCCAUGCAAGAUAGUGUCUGCUGAUGACGAUCGGCCGUCUGAAGAUGAGUCAUCACAGUUCAAGAGACCCACAAAGCCCGUGGUAAAGGUACGUUCAAUUCAAGGCACACUCAUGCAAAGCACUACAUGGGAAGCUUUUGCUUUUACCUUGGUUUCUAUUUAGAGAAAGACAGCAACCAAAAAUGUGACAAGAAAGAAGAGAAGACGACGUUGUGUGUAACAUUGACCAAAAAGACGAUCAACACGCUAAUCACAAGUGUAUUGUUGCACAUUUUAUUUCUGCAACACUGUUGAUUGUAAUGUUACAUUAUAUUUCAAUUCAAGCUGUUCCUAUGUUUUACUGAAACACUUUUCACAUGGCAGAAUGUUAUUGUGCCAUUUCUAUUCAAUUUGCAGUAGUGUACUGCAAAUUGUUGUGUGAAUUUGUAUGUUCAUAAAUAUAUUUUUCAGUGAGUAUUCAA
Molecule: messenger RNA, 1848 nt
Organism: Phyllopteryx taeniolatus (common seadragon)
Lineage: Eukaryota; Metazoa; Chordata; Actinopteri; Syngnathiformes; Syngnathidae
Gene: zte38
Product: zebrafish testis-expressed 38
Exons: 11
Coding region: 606-1550 (314 amino acids)
Source: RefSeq, a predicted model, not a curated record